UUCUAAUAAGUCACGUUGGUUGUGUUUGGUCGAGAAUUCUGCAWCAUUUUCAGCAAUAAGUAUGCGAAAAAGRGCUUAGACGUAUAAGUKUGAGCUAAUAUGGUAUGUUUGUGUUUCUGARACAACCAUUAUAGGUAAAUUGUUUGAUUUUUGGAGUAUUAUAUUGAUAAACUGAAGAUGGCCUGCGACAGUGAAAGACAGAGUUUCAUCGACAGAUAUUUCACACGUGGCUACGUUGUGGAUAAUAAUGGCAACUCUGGCGAAGACCAGUGCGUUUUACUUCAUUCAAACAAAUUAUGUGUGAUAACAAUAGCCCCAGAGCAUCCUAUCGUCAAGCAGGGGUCUAAAGUAUCUGACAUAAACUUUCAAGUCAGCUCUAAACUWAACCGRCUUGACAGCAAAGCGGUUGGAAAAUCCAAAAAAGGAGCACAGUGGAUCAUGCCUGAUGCACCRCUUUGUGAAGUUACUUGUUCAGAUGGCAAAAAAUAUAUUUUGAAUUGCUGUAUGAAAGGAAAGCUUAUUGAAAUAAAUGACGAAUUGAUAUCAAAACCAGAACUACUGAACGAAAAGCCCGAAACAGAGGGCUAUGUUGCUGUAAUUCUUCCAAAGCUGCAAGAGGUCUCRCUAUAUUUUGACAAGCUUUUGACUACACAACAGUAUGAAGAGAUCUUAGAGAAACGAAAAAGUUCACUAAAAGGAACAACAGAUGAAUCACAGAAAAACUUAUAAUUAUGAAAAGAGCUUUUGGUGAGUACGUCGUUGGGUCGUCGUAUYAUAACUAUACAAGUUUUACAACUAAGAAAGUUCUCAACUGUACUAAUGGGUGAAACAUGCCGUCGAAAGCAAGCUCUUUGGUUCAAGAGCUCUCAUAAUUCCACUGAAAUAAUGUGGCAGAACACAUGAAACAACUGUUUGUAAAAGGUGUAAAAUAAAUUGAAAGUGACAAUUGUAUAAUCA
Messenger RNA from Exaiptasia diaphana, 957 nucleotides. Its product is annotated as protein Simiate. Bases 178 to 729 code for a protein of 183 amino acids. The transcript is spliced from 6 exons. Gene Ontology annotation, cellular component: nucleus. Lineage: Eukaryota; Metazoa; Cnidaria; Anthozoa; Actiniaria; Aiptasiidae. The record is from RefSeq and is a predicted model, not a curated record.